AGACCAUGACCUAAACUGAAGGCAGAGGCCUAACCCUCUGAGCCACCCAGGUGCCUUGAGAGAAGUAUUCUUUUAAGAAAUUUUGCAGCCUAUAAACAAUAUACAUAUAUAAAGUAGGAAGUAUGUAUAUGUGUGGGUAUCUGCAUGUACUUGGUUGCAGUGUAGAAUUACUUCUAUCCUGGGUUGUAGGAAAAAAUGCUUGAUUGCUAUGGGUUUAAAGAACUUCAGAAUGCUUAGCUAGGCAAUCAAGGAUCUGUAGACACUGUCUUCUGUAUUCUUUGCCAAAUACAUUUUCCAUUUUGUUAACAGUGUUACUACAGUGUUACUACAGUGCUGCUCUGCUUAAAAGGGUGCUAUCUUCAAGAGCUGGUUUUUCCCCCUCCCCCUUUAAAAAAGAAACUACCAAAAAACAAACAGCCUAUCAGGAGGAAGUAUGGUGUAGCGAAGAGCCAGAAUUCCUGGGGUUGAAAUCCUAACUCUUGUCCCUAAGUAGCUCUGUGACUGUGGAAAAUUAGUCUCAGUGCCUGUUCCCUCACAGAUAAAAUGGGGAUAAUUGUACCUAUCUCUUAGAACUGUUGAGAGGAUUAAAUGAGCCGACACCUGUAAAGCACCUAGAACAUUACUGGGAGCAAAAGUCUUGUCUAAGAGGGCUUAUGCUGUAGCCAAAAGGAUACUGACAGCCUAGAUUUGUUCCUCAGCUCGAUGGUUAACUGACUGUUAUCUCUGGCCAGAUUUUACCACUCUUCUCAUCUGAAAAAGUGGGGAUGGUUCAGACAUUGCUGUAAACACAGAUUGAAUGCUGGCACUGUGAACUUGAGGUUGGGGCUCUUUUCUCUGUGUCCCCAGCACUUUGUAUAAUCCCUGAUACACAUCGUGUGCAAUAAACAUGUGUUGAAUUGACAGAUAUUUACUAUCUACCUUGUGCCUGUAACUUUGAUUAGUACACAUACAAAGAUGAAUAAUGAAAUCCAGGGAUGUAAUAAGUGCUACAAUAGAGAUAUGAACUAGAUGCAAUAGGAGCAAGAAAGAUAAAGACAGGAGUGACUAUUGGGAUUGGUCAGAAGAUGAUUGUUGGAAGAGCAAAAAGUCUACCAGCGGAGGAGGCGGUGUCAAAUAGAUUAUAGCAAAAUAGUAAGUGGACAUGCAGCAUACAGUAUUAGCUUUAAAUAAUGAGUUUGGAUGGGAGCUAGAAUAGCAUCAUGGUGUUGAGUAGGGUUUUUUAAAGGAUGAUAGGGACUUGUACUUUAUGAACACACCUUUUAUGCGAAGCUGUUGGUGAGAAACAAGUAGCUAAAUCCAAGUUGCUUUUCUGAACCAUCAUUAAUUGUGAUGUUAACUCUCCUGGGUCCCCCUGAAGUGCAGGUGCUACUUCCUACAGCCUUCCCUCCCCUGGAUAUAAUUGAUCCUUCCCCUAAGCUGUUUUGCUUCUUGGGUUGUAGAAAAGGAGGGGAGAGGGGUAAAAUGCAUUCUUUAAAGUGCAUGCACCACCAUAACAGUCCUUUUAGGGUUCAGCUAGAUAAGGAAUCCUAGACUGUCAGAGGGUUGUUUAAAGACAUUGUUGGAACAGAGCUCAAGCUUCCUCUUGGGUCCACUCUGGCACAUUUCACUUAACUAGGAAGGAAGUCACGGGCGUGGGCAAAGUGAUCCAGACUGUUUCAGGUUCACGGGCUCCAAGCUGGCCUCUUCCUGGCUCUGUGGCCAGUGCCAAGUUACUUGAACUUUCUAGGCCAGUUUUCGUUCACCUAUUGGGGCAGUUAAAUGUAAAACACUCGGGAUGGCACCUCAGGUUCUUAACAGAUAUUCAUUUAAAAAACAAGCCAAUGUGAGAUUACUUUUCUCUACUAGCCUGUGAAAUCCGCGAGGAUGACAAAGAAACUCUGGAGACAACCAGCCCUUUGCCACGGCGGUGGCGGCUGUUCCGGACUCGGAGACUUAAUCUGACGUGGCGGGGCGGGACUUCCGGCAGGAGGCGGAAGCGGAGCGGAAGGCGCGGACCGGCAGGUGCGGCUGACAGAUCUGUGGACGCCCGGGCGCCUUGCGCAAGUCGAGGCGAAGCAGGACUCGGGCUCCAUUGCCGCCUCUCCGAGCUCCCUCAACGCAGGCCUCCGUGCUGGGAUGGCUCGGGGCGAGCGGCGGCGUCGCGGAGCGGCGGCCGACGGAACGCGGACAACUGAAAGGACGGUUCGGGGCAGCCCGGGACGACGGGGCAGCGAGGCCCGUGGCUCUGCCUGGAGAGCGGCUCUGGGCGUCGUGGUCCUGUCUCUGGCCCUGGGCCUGUCAGGAUGCUGGCUGCUGGCGUGGCAUCGUGCGCGGCGGGCGGUCACACUGCACUCCGCGCCCCCGGCACUGCCUCCCGAUUCUUCCAGUCCCGCCGUGGCCCCGGACCUCUUUUGGGGCACCUACCGCCCUCACGUCUACUUCGGCAUGAAGACCCGCAGCCCGCGGCCCCUUCUCACUGGACUGAUGUGGGCUCAGCAAGGCGCCACCCCAGGGACCCCUAAGCUCAGGCACACGUGUGAACAGGGGGACGGCGUGGGUCCCUAUGGCUGGGAGUUCCACGACGGUCUCUCCUUCGGGCGGCAACACAUCCAAGAUGGGGCCUUAAGGCUCACCACUGAGUUCGUCAAGAGGCCUGGGGGUCAGCACGGAGGGGACUGGAGCUGGAGAGUGACUGUAGAGUCUCAGACCUCAGAUACCUCUGCCCUCCCUUUGGUGUCCCUGUUCUUCUAUGUGGUGACAGAUGGCAAGGAAGUCCUAGUGCCAGAGGUUGGGGCCAAGGGGCAGUUGAAAUUCAUCAGUGGUCACUCCAGUGAACUUGGUCACUUCCGCCUUACACUUACGGCACCAACCAAUCCAGGGGACACUGCCCCCAAGUAUGGCAGCUACAAUGUCUUCUGGUCCUCCAACCCAGGACUUGCAUUGCUGACAGAGAUGGUGAAGAGCCGGCUAAACAGCUGGUUCCAGCACCGGCCACCAGGGGCUUCCCCUGAACGCUACCUCGGCUUGCCAGGAUCUUUGAAGUGGGAGGACAGACGCCCAAGUGGGCAAGGACAGGGACAAGGGCAAUUCUUGAUACAACAGGUGACACUGAAAGUCCCCUUUUCUGUGGAGUUGGUAUUUGAAUCGGGCAGUGCCCGGGCAGGAGGAAGCCAACCCCUGGAGCAGCUGGCAGGCAGCCUGCUGACCCAAGCCCUGGAGAGCCGUGUUGAAGCCUUUAGAGAGCACUUUGAGAAGACUUUUCAGCUGAAGGAGAAGGGCCUGAGUCCUGAGGAGCAGGCUUUGGGUCAGGCUGCCCUCAGUGGCCUCCUCGGUGGGAUUGGCUACUUCUAUGGACAGGGUCUAGUGUUGGCAGACAUGGGGGUUGAGGGGUCUGAGCAGAAGGUGGACCCAGCUCUCUUUCCACCUGUUCCUCUUUUCACAGCAGUGCCCUCCCGGUCAUUUUUCCCACGAGGUUUCCUUUGGGAUGAGGGCUUUCACCAGCUGGUGGUCCAGCGGUGGGAUCCCCGCCUUACUCGGGAAAUCCUAGGUCACUGGCUGGGACUGCUCAAUGCUGAUGGCUGGAUUGGACGGGAGCAGGUGCUGGGGGAUGAGGCCCGAGCCCGGGUGCCUCCAGAAUUCCUGGUGCAAAGGGCAGCCCAUGCCAAUCCCCCAACCCUGCUUUUGCCUAUAGCCCACAUGCUAAAGGGUGGUGACCCUGCUGACUUUGCCUUCCUCCGCAGGGCCUUCCCCCGUCUGCGUGCCUGGUUCUCCUGGCUCCACAAGAGCCAGGCAGGGCCAGUGCCACUAUCUUAUCGGUGGCGGGGCCGGGACCCUGCCUUGCCAACCCUGUUGAACCCUAAGACGCUACCUUCUGGGCUGGAUGACUAUCCCCGGGCUUCACACCCUUCGGCCAGUGAGCGGCACUUGGACCUGCGGUGCUGGGUGGCCCUGGGGGCCCGUGUGCUGGUGCAGCUGGCAGAGCAGCUAGGAGAGGCUGAGGCAGCUGCAGAGCUGGGCCCACUGGCUGCAUCACUGGAGGCAGAAGAGAGCCUGGAUGAGCUGCACUGGGCCGCAGAGCUAGGAGUCUUUGCAGACUUUGGAAACCACACAAGAGCAGUGCAGCUGAAGCCUCGGCCCCCAGAGGGGCUGGUGCGGGUAGUGGGUCGGCCCCACCCUCGUUUACAGUAUGUGGAUGCCUUGGGCUAUGUCAGUCUUUUUCCCAUGCUUCUGCGGCUGCUGGACCCCAACUCCCCCCGCCUUGGGCCCCUGCUGGAUAUUCUAGCUGACAGCCGCCAUCUCUGGAGCCCCUUUGGUUUGCGCUCCCUUGCAGCCUCCAGCCCCUUUUAUGGCCAGCGCAAUUCAGAGCACGAUCCUCCCUACUGGCGGGGUGCUGUGUGGCUCAAUGUCAACUACCUGGCCUUAGGAGCUCUCUACCACUAUGGUCAUCUGGAGGGUCCCCACCAGGCCCGGGCUGCCAAGCUCCACAGUGAGCUCCGUGCCAAUGUGGUGGGCAAUGUGUGGCGGCAGUAUCAGGCCACAGGUUUCCUUUGGGAGCAGUACAGUGACCGGGAUGGGCGGGGCAUGGGCUGCCGCCCUUUCCAGGGCUGGACCAGCCUUGUCCUACUGGCCAUGGCUGAAGACUACUAAGGGAAGGGUGGUGAGAAGGGUGGCAGGCCUGCGCUCUGGAAUAGAAGGACAAGGUCUCUAGCUUCUGCUCCCAGCCCUCAGAUACUAGUGCUUCAAACCAUCCUCAGCUCAUCUCAGGUGUCUCCUUACUGUCAUCCCACACAGCCCUGGGGUGAAUGUGAAUUCAGAGUCUAUUUUUCUAAAUAAAUGGAAAACCAUGACAAACUCUA
This is a messenger RNA of Lutra lutra (Eurasian river otter), 4835 nucleotides long. RefSeq names its product mannosyl-oligosaccharide glucosidase (gene MOGS). NCBI's taxonomy places the organism in Eukaryota, Metazoa, Chordata, Mammalia, Carnivora, Mustelidae. The record is from RefSeq and is a predicted model, not a curated record. Gene Ontology annotation, molecular function: Glc3Man9GlcNAc2 oligosaccharide glucosidase activity. The transcript is spliced from 4 exons. Gene Ontology annotation, cellular component: endoplasmic reticulum membrane. Gene Ontology annotation, biological process: protein N-linked glycosylation; oligosaccharide metabolic process. Bases 2116 to 4626 code for a protein of 836 amino acids.